Molecule: messenger RNA, 4761 nt
Organism: Tetrahymena thermophila SB210
Lineage: Eukaryota; Ciliophora; Oligohymenophorea; Hymenostomatida; Tetrahymenidae
Exons: 4
Biological process (GO): actin cytoskeleton organization; actin filament organization
Cellular component (GO): stress fiber; focal adhesion
Molecular function (GO): actin filament binding
Source: RefSeq, a predicted model, not a curated record
AUGAGCAGUUAUAGUGGAAAUACAUAAAAUAACAGUUCUUCUCUAACUAGCAAUUCUUAAAAUAGCAAUAAUAAAGUAAAUAAGAGUUCUCAAUCGGCUUUUGAAAAAAUGAAGUAAUAGCUGGAACUUCGUAAAUAAUUUCUUUCCAAAAUGGAAGUUAAAGAUGAAAAAGAAAUCUUAGCAGGAAACAAUAUAUAAGAAAAAGCUAAAAUACAACAGAGUGUAGCAUCAACUUUAAUUAAAAAAUAGCUUUAAAUACGAAAUCAACAUCAAAAUUUAAACUAUAUUGAGAGCAAAGAAAAUUUCAAUAAAGAUUAAAACAAUCAAGAGAAUGAUGACGAAGAUGAUGAUGUGCAAUAUGAUCCAUAUUAUAGUGUAUAUACAUUAUAAUAAGAAUAUCUUUUGCCAGCUGUCACUUCAGGUGAAAGUUCACCUGCAGUGAGUGAUGAUGACAGUUCUUUAAAAGGAGAAAGCGUUUCGAAAGGUACAAAAUAAUUCAAUUAAAAAAUACCUUAAAGCACUAGCCUCGAAGACGUCCUUAUGUAUUUAAUUGAUUCUGAUUUAUUGUAAAUCGAUAAGGAGCCUUAAGCUCAAAGAGCAACAAAAAAUGAUCGUUCUUCUAUUUGGCAAAAUUGUUAUGAGCUACUUUUUUGUAAUAUCAAUGUUACGAUGUCUCUGGCUACUUUGAAGAAAGAAAUGAAGGAAAGAUUCAGGACAUUCAUUCAUGUCAAUUUUAAAGAUUUUAGAACAUUGUACUAUUAAGGAAAAUAUUCGUUGCUUGUAACAUUUGGAGAAAAAAAUAAUGCCCAAUUUGUUUAUUUUAACUACACAAAAAAUUAAAUGCAGUAUCGUUCUAUCCUUGGUGAGCAAAUUGAAGUUUAUAAAGUAAAUGCAAAUUAUAUUGAUUUUUACUUAACUUCUAAUACCCUGCCUUCAAGCGUUCGCUCUAGAAGCUCUAAUUCAAGUUCAUCUUCUUCUUCACAUACUAAUAAGUAAGGAUGGUGGAUUCCUGUUGUACUUCGUAACAUACCGAUUCAUAAUGGAAAACCACAAAUUAGUAACCUAUUAUAAAGCAUGAAUAUCAUGCAAAACGUCUUAUCAAUAGAGGAACCAAUCAUUCUAAAUGAAAAGAAGCAUACACUAAUAGUUUUUUCUGAUCUAGAUUCUGCUAUUUAUGCAAUAUAACAAAUUCCAAUCAAACUCAAAGACUUUCCUUACAUUAAAGCUAAUCUCCAUCCAUACUAUACAAAAUAAUCUUGGAAGAAAAAAAACAUUCAUGAAAAUAAAUAUUUUAUUUUUUAUAAAUCGAGCGACAAGCAAGUUUACUAAAGUAACCCUAUAUAAAAUACAACACCUGGAUCUUCUACACAUUAUGAAACUGUCUAGACUUACAUAAAUUCUUCAAAGACUUGCUAGUUCCUAUAAUUUAAGAAAUCAUUCUUAGAAGAUGUGAUUCAAAUGAAUAAGAUAUUUAAGAAUAAAAAGAAUAGCGACAAAGAUGAUGAUUAUAAAAAAUUAAGCUAAAGAAGCACUACACCCAUAUAUCAUCAUGAAAAAAAUAACGAUAAUGAGAAUCACGAGAUGUUUAUCUCAUAAAAAUCUUCAAUGAGAAAUGAAAAUGAAUCACCUUCAGAUAAAGAAGAAAAUGCUUAUCUAGAUAACCCUCCAUUAACUGAUUCCUUUUUAAGGCAAAUGCGUGAAGAAAAAUAUUCUUAACAUAAGAGUAAAACUUACAGUUCUCAAGAUUUGGCUUCUAGUUAAACAAACAAAGAUUAAUCAGAAAAAAGCCCCAAGACCAUUAAGGAAGAUAAGAGAGAUACUAAAACAAAAAAUCAUUACGAAUAGAAUCGACACUCAACUUCUAAAGAUAAAAGUCAAAAAUAGUAAAAGAAAUAUGACUCGCCUUAUAGAAAUGAUUCUGAGUAAAACUAUUACAAUCGAACAAAUGAAAAAACAUAUAAAUCGUAUAAUCGUUAGAAAUAUUAAGAAUCUCCUUACAACAAAAAUAAAAAAGAUUAUAGAUCUCCUUCCAGGUCUUACAGAGAUGAAGGUGAUAAAUAUGCAAAUAGGACUCCAGAAAAAAGCUUCAAGUCGUUUAGUAGGACAAGAAGAUAAAAUGAUUCAAAUUCAAACAGUAGAAGCCAUAGCAAAAAAAGAAAGAACUAUAGAUACGAAAAAGAAGAAUACAAUAAAAAUUAAAGAAGAAGAACACCAAGCGUUUCUCAAUCAGAUGAUGAGCGCUACAAUUAUAAAAAAAAAUAAAAUAAAUCUUCUAACAAUCAAAAAUCAAGUUCUUCAAAUAGUGAAGAUAAAUUUUAAAAAUAUUAGCAAGAAAACGAUGAUGAAUAAAGAUAGUCUGAUAAUUAAAUCUAGAUAACUAAUCAUGAAGAAGAAUUAAGAAAAUACUUUGAGAAUUAAGAGAGAAUGUAAAAACAAAAAGAAGAUUAUAAUAAAGAGUAAUCUCCAUAAAGUUCUGGCAUGAGAACUCCUAAAAGCGCUGAUUGGGGUUUAAGCAAUCAUGAUAGCAAUUCUUAAGUAUCAGAGAAUAAUUAAGUGAAUGAUGACGAAUUGUUAUGCAUAAACAUUGAAGAAUAGAUAAACAAGCAAUUUUAAUUAGCUUUAAAAGAAUAACAACAAGAUUAAAAUCGUGGUAAUACAAACUUACUUCAAAUUGAGAAGUCAUCUAAUUCAAAAAAGAAAUCUGUUAGUAAGGAAGAUACUAUUGAAUAAAAUUCAUCAAAUAAAAAUGAUUCUAAUUUAAUGGAAGAUUUGUAAAAGGCAAUAAAAAUUCAAUAAGAAUAAAAUAAUAACAUCAUAUUGUAAGAAAAAAAUGAUUCUAAUAUCUAACAAGCAUUACCAAAAGAUGAUAAUAAAAAGGUUUAAUUUUCAACGAAUUAAAGAAAUGAUCCCAUAAUUUCAUAAGCAGCUGAAGAAGAUUUAAAGGAUAUAAGUAGACAAUUUAAAGAUGAAUAAAAUAAUAUAAAAACCUAGCAGUAACAACAAUAAUAAUUAUAGGAAGGAAAAAUAAAAGAUGAUAAAUAAUUAGAAAUUGAAACAGAAAAUAAUUAGAAUUAGUCUAGUAAAAAUGAGUAAGGGUAAAUUGAAACAUAAGAAACUAUCAAGCCUAUGCAAAAAAAUAGAUCGAUAAUAAAAGAAAUUGAAUAAUUUGAUGAUGAUGAUGAAGAUGAUGACGAUAAUAGCAGUAUAGAUUCAAAUAAGAGCAGCUUUCCAUCUUCAAGUGGAAGCAGAUCUUCAGAAGAAUAAGAUAGGUAAAGUGUUACGGAUGAUAGAAAAAGGAAUAGAACUAAUUCUAACAAGAGAGGUAUUAGAGAAUACCGCAAAAAUAAAUAUAAAAACAACUACAAUAAUUAUAAUACUUAUUACCAUCACAAUAAUUAUAAUCACAGAAAUUAUAACUAAUACUAAAACUAAGGAAAUAAUAAUUACCAAAACUAUAAAACUAAUUAUAUGAAAUCAAAUAAUCAAUAAGGUAAUAGAAAUCGCUCAAGAAGCAACUCUAGUUAAAGGUAUACAAAUAAAAGACCUUAUAAUGAUAAAAACAAUAACUCUAAUAUGAAUAAUAAUAAUAAUAACAAUAAUAAUUAAUUUAAUAGAUAUAAUUAGAAUCGUAACUUUAAUUUUAACAAAGGUCACUAUCAUGGUGGAUAUAAUAACAAUUAAUACAAUAAUUCAUAUGGAAAUUAAAAUUAUCACAACCGUCGUAGAUCAUCUUCUGUUAUCUCGAAGAGAUCUUAUUCUUCAGACAAAGAUUCUUAAUCUCAACAUAGAAAUAAAAGCUAAAAUAGAUCUUCUUCAAAUUCUAUGCCAAAAAAGCUAGUACAAUAAAAAUCUAGUUCAAAAACUCGCUAAAGAUAACACUCACAUAGCCCUCCUUCCUAAUCACCCUAUCAAAAAGAAAAGAUAGAUUCUAAUACUAAAACAAUAACUGAAACAACUACUUCAGGAUUAACUAUCAUUAGAAAAAAUAAAGCAUCAGAAAUAUAACAAAAUUAACAAUAUAAUUAAUCGAAUUCGAGAUCAAACUCAAGGAAAAAAAGCAAGAGCAACUCAUAAUUCAAUAAAUGUUAUAAAAAGAAUAAAAAACCAUCUCAUUCUCCAUCUAUAUAGAAAAAGGAAAGCCAUAACGAUAAUAAAUCACCAAGUUCAGAAGAAGGAGAGUAUGAUGAAAAAAACUAAUAAAAUUAUCAUCACAAUCAAUAUAGAUAAAGAGGUGGCUACCAAAAAAAUUAUAAAAGCGGAAAUAAUAACAAUAAUAAUUAUAGGAGAGAAAACUAUAAUUAUAAAAAGAAUAAAUAUAAUCAAUAUAAUUCUAAUAUGUAUGAUAGAAGAGUAUAGUCUAGAGAUUCUUCUCCAGAUUAAAAUGAUAGAAAUAAAGAAAGAAGAUCAAUCUCCCAGUCUCCUCGUUCACGCCCAUAAAAAUACAAUAAAAGAGAUAAUGAAGUCUAUAAGAAAAACCAAAGAAACGAAAAAUCUCCUUCAUCUCCAUUCUCACCACAUAAUUAACAUAAUUACAAUGGUAAUGACUAUAAUAAUAGGUUAAAAUAUAAUAAUUAUUAAAGAAGCAACUAUAAAAACUACAAUAAUUACAAUGAUGAUAGGCAAAACAAGUAUCAUAAUAAGUAUAACAACAAUAAUAAUAAUAAUAGUGUUUUUAAUAAAUCUUCUAAGUCAAAGUCUCGUUCUAGAUCCUCAUAUAAAACAAACAACCUGCAAAAAACUUCAUCUGGUAAAUAUAAUUGA